CAGUCAACACACUUUACUGUACAACAUACACUGCAUUCCUUGGAGUUUGGAAGUCACCAACCCAAUCUGGUAUCACUACUAACAACCAAGCAUCAGGCAAUGAACUUCACCUGGGCCAAAAUUGGAAGUGAAUGGCUGGCACAGUGUUAUGUUAUGUAGUCAGAUGAAUCUCACUUCAGCUCUUUUAAGCUGAUAGUCAUGUUUGUGUGUGACAACAACUACAGUACAUGAAGCCAUGAAUCCAACGUGUCAGCAAGGUGGUGUGCAAGCUGGUGGUGGCUCUAUCCCGGUUUGGAGUAUGUUCUAUUGGUGUAAAUGCACUCCAACUAAUGGUGAGAUUGCAGUUGACUUUGACAGGUGUAAUGUGUACUAAUCCUGUGAUAGAUGUUUUGCACCUCUUUAUACUUGCUAUGUUCCCUUGAUAGUAAUGGUUUGUGUAAAGUAGUAACCUUUUAGCACAGCGGGGACAAAGGGGGUACGGCUUUGUUAAUUGUACCCACCUGCAGUGAGACGGUAGUACAAUUGCCAUAUUGUAAACGAACGAACGUAAACAAGUGGCGGACGUUUGUGUGAGCUUCACUCUCGUCGGAUGACGGCGGACCCGAGUGUAAGCUGUUCGGGCAAAGAAAAGGGAUUGUGAUUGGUCGGAAGUCCCCGUCCAAAAACCCUUAAAUUGCGGGCCGAACGAGAGGAAAGGAGAGAAGGGCAAGAGACUGGUACACGGUAGUCUCAGGCACUUGGGAAGCCCGCUGAGCGUAAAGAGAGAGUGUUCUCCUCUGUUAAUCUUCUCAGGGACGGGUUAGUGCUGAGACCGGACCGACCGUGCAGUUGAGCCGACUCCGAAAGCUGACUGAGGUCUCUCCCAAGAGUAUUAGUUUCCAGACGCCAAUCUGGCACGUGAAUUCACCACGCAUGAUCUUCCUGUACAUAUGCUACGUUUAUAACUUGUACAACUGUAAAUAAACUAUAUAUAUAUUCAAUUUGAGUGUGGAGGUGUACUUUCCGACGAACCUGAUUCACUACAUCGAGUCGUGAUAUACAAGAAACCAACUCAACGAGGCGGAGUUGGAAAGGAACAUUUUUCAAUAAGAUCUUCACUGGCGCAGUCGGCAGGAUAGUCUUGCAACUCUUCAGGAGAUUCCCGCAAGAAGACAGGGAAGUACUGAGCCCACAUUCAAGGACUAAAGAAAACAGCGCAGGACACUUACGAAAGGAAGAACAGCCGGAAAUCAAGGCAGAACACAGCUAUUGGUAAGUUGUUCUUAAUUAUUCGUAUUCAGAAUGCCGGGACGCGGAAGGACUCAAGGGUCAAAAAAGGGCAUGUCGUGUUCCGAGGAUCUGGGAGAUCGGACUGGUUUUAGUCAAUCCCAGGAAAUGGAUACGGAGUCGGAAAGGGAAAUCUUAGAGGGUGAGGUCAUGGAAAACCGGAAUAAAAUAGAGAGACAGAUAGAGUCAGACGAUGUAGAGAAGUUACGCCUACAAAUUAGGCUAGCUGAAAUAGAAUCUAAAAACAAGGAAAUGGACGUCAGAAAAAGUGAAAUUGAAAUGGACGUCAGAAAAAGUGAAAUGGACGUUAGAAAAAGUGAAAUUGAAAUGGAAAUUAGAAAAAGUGAAAUAGAAUUAGAAAGAGAUCGGUUACGAAAUGACUCUAGGGCUAGUAAUAACUCUGAGCUAGGGGGUAACUUGGAUAGUCUAGCUAGGAAAAUCAGAUGGGCUUUACCCAAAAUGCCGGACAAGGAGGCGGAAGUGCCUUCAUGGUUCCGUGCUGUGGAAGUUGUAUUGCAAACAUACGACGUACCGGAAGAGCUUCAGGGACAGUUAGUUUUAACAGUAUUAUCAGAGAAAUGCAAAACAGCUUUAAGUAGACUCACGGCAAAUGAAAUCAGAGACUACGAAACUUUAAAACAAUUCGUGCUGGACGAAUUAAAGUUGUCUGCUGCAGAGUAUCUUAAGGAGUUCACUUCCUCCGAAAAGGGAAGUAGGGAAACAUGGCCCCAAUUCGCGGCUAGGAUGGAAGACCUUUAUCGGUAUUAUUUGAAUAGUAGAGGUGUAGAUUCCUUCGAAAGAUUGAUGAAGCUAGUUGUUUCGGAUCAUCUUAAGACUAAGCUAGAUGCCGACACUAGGCGUUACGUUCUAUUGCAAGAGGGUAAAGGUUGGUUCCCGCCGGGAGAGAUAGCUAGGUAUGCCGAAAAGCAUGCGGAAGCAGUUGGAAAUGGGGAGUUCAGGUGUAAAUCCGAAAGAGAUAAAAGAACAGCCUUUGGAACUGGGGGUGUGAGUGCGAACCAUGGAGAGCCGGAGAGGAGGGAAUCAAAAAUGAAAUGUUAUAUUUGUGAUCAGACGGGACAUUUCAAACGGGAUUGCCCUCAGAGACGUGUUAAGGAUGAAAUUCUGAGGUCUAGAGCAGCGCGAGUGGUAACAACGUUAGACGAAACGGACAAGUCUGAUGACAAGUUAGUAGCUAGGGUAAGAAUCGGAAAGGAUACGAUUAGUGGAAACUUACCCGCUAGCGUAAACGAGAACCUCCUGCUUAGUUAUCAAGGUCGAAAAUUUUCUGCAAUAGUAGACACUGGGGUAGAAAUAACGGUGAUGAAAAAGGCUUUGAUACCCGAUUACAUAUCCCGUACAGGGGGUAAGACGAAGUUAGUCGGCGCGUUCGGACAGCAGGUAUCCGCAACGUUAGUAACCGUACCUAUAAGCUUAAAAGGGUGGUUGGGCAGAAAGAGAAAUUAUUAUGAUACAGUAGAAAUAACCUGCGCUUUGACCGACGAGCUUAGCUGCGCUAUGGAUGCGUUAUUUUCGGCAGCCGAUUAUUGCGCUUUAAAGGAAGCUAAGCGGACGGGAAGAAAUAAACGAAAAAAACGUAACAAGAAGGUCAUAGGUGAAAGGGUUAACAAAGGGGAUAGUCCAAACCCUAAGGUGGAUAAACGGGGUAAUAAAAAAAAAUAUUGCAGGGCAUGUAGUAGUCGUCAGGUACUCACUCCCUUCCAGCAAAAUGACCGUACACUUCAUAGUGCGAAAUUGGCACGUUGGGCAUCAGAGUCACGGAAAUACAAUGUCAAGAUCAGACGCAGAAAAAGGAAAAAGCGUACUAAUACUGACGCCCUAUACAGACCGGAAGUCAGGGACAAUUCGGAAUCUCCAGAUCAGGCGAACUAGGCAUAUUAGAUUUCGUGUUAAGUCCUUCGGAUAGAUAUAAGUGAUAUCUACAAGGCGAUUCUGAAUAUAGAUUAAUGGAACAAUUUGUCAAUGAUAGUAUUGUACUGUAAAUAUGUGUCUGCUAGAUAUUAAGAACCUAUAACUGUAAAUAAUUUGUUAGUAUACAAUAAUAUCUAUAGUAAUCUGCCCCUUGUAUUAGAAAAAGGGGAAAUGUAUUGUAAGAACUGAUUUGUGUAACGAUAAUUAUGGUGCGUGGUGAUGGUAUAUGUUUAGGUCAAACAGGCUUUUGUUAAAGCGCAGUUUGAACCUUGUCGGUGGGAGAUGUAAAGUAGUAACCUUUUAGCACAGCGGGGACAAAGGGGGUACGGCUUUGUUAAUUGGACCCACCUGCAGUGAGACGGUAGUACAAUUGCCAUAUUGUAAACGAACGAACGUAAACAAGUGG
This is a messenger RNA of Centruroides sculpturatus (bark scorpion), 3601 nucleotides long. RefSeq lists its product as uncharacterized. The coding region runs from base 1282 to 3156 and encodes 624 amino acids. Gene Ontology annotation, biological process: proteolysis. The record is from RefSeq and is a predicted model, not a curated record. The transcript has a single exon. Lineage: Eukaryota; Metazoa; Arthropoda; Arachnida; Scorpiones; Buthidae. Gene Ontology annotation, molecular function: aspartic-type endopeptidase activity; nucleic acid binding; zinc ion binding.